UCACCCACUAGGACGCUAAAUUUAGAACUAGCCUCGUUAACUAAAUAUCCUCACACCUACAAUUUGCAGCUCAUGCCAUGGCAGAUACACACACGUCACUGAGGCAUGCGUUAUACUAUCGAAAACAUACUACAAACAAAUUAUUGUUACAUAUAUCUUUCUCCGCUUUGUCUAUCGUACACACGUAUUUUUGCUCUAAAGAGUUCGAAUCAUUCGUCCAACAUAUGAUGGGAGUGUCGCCAAAAGCCAGCUCGAAAAAAAGUAAAUUUUGGUCCCUUUUUUUUCCUCAAAAAUCAAAACACCUCCCAAGACUUGCUUUCUGAUAGCAGUUCUUUAUAUCAAACGCCAUAUGAAAAAAUCUAAAACGCCAAAACCUCGAUGAAAACUUUGGAA
Trichoderma asperellum CBS 433.97 is the source of this 393-nucleotide messenger RNA. Lineage: Eukaryota; Fungi; Ascomycota; Sordariomycetes; Hypocreales; Hypocreaceae. The record is from RefSeq and is a predicted model, not a curated record.